AUGUUUGGGAGAACUCUGUUUCCAGCCCGUGUUAUAGCUCUUGGCUCCGGCCUUUUCAGAACUCCCCUUAGAACUCUGGCUGCAGGGCCUGCACUCUCCAUUGGUGGGAUUUACCCUCCCAUUGCCACUCCAUUUACUGACAAAGAAGAGGUGGACUAUGGCAAACUGCAUGAGAACCUCCAGAAUUACAGCUCCUUCCCCUUCCGUGGGUUUGUCGUCCAAGGAUCUAAUGGAGAAUAUGCUUACCUGACCCGGGAGGAGAGACUGGAGGUAGUGCGGCGCGUACGCCAAGCUGUGCCCAAGGAAAAACUUAUAAUGGCUGGUUCAGGAUGUGAAUCUACACAAGCCACAAUUGAGAUGACUGUAGAGAUGGCUCAGUCUGGAGCUGAUGCUGUUCUAGUGGUGACACCGUCCUACUACAGAGGCAAGAUGACCAGCUCUGCACUUGUUCAUCAUUAUACUAAGGUAGCAGACCACUCCCCUGUGCCUGUGGUUCUGUACAGUGUACCUGCCAACACUGGUUUGGACCUACCUGUGGAUGCCGUAGUAACGUUGUCUCAGCACCCUAACAUCAUCGGCCUAAAAGACAGUGGAGGGGAUAUCACUCGCAUAGGCCUCAUCAUUCACAAAACCAAACAUCUGGGCUUCCAAGUUUUGUCUGGAUCUGCUGGAUUUUUACUGGCUGGAUAUUCUGUAGGUGCUGUUGGAGGAGUCUGUGCUCUGGCCAAUGUCCUCGGAGCUCAGGUCUGUGAACUGGAAAGACUUUGUCUGAAUGGUCGGUGGCAAGAAGCAAAGGAGUUACAGUACCGUCUUAUUGAACCAAACACUGCCGUGACGCGUAAGUUUGGCAUCCCGGGACUGAAACAAGCUAUGGAAUGGUUUGGUUUCAAUGGGGGCAAAUGCCGCUCUCCACUACUCCCAUUGACAGAGCAGGAAAUAAAGGAACUAAGGCACAUUUUCACUGUCAAUGGCUGGCUAUCAUUGUGAGAGGAUGAAGUCCAUUAUAUUAUGGGAUCUCCAAAACACUCAAUAUAUUUGCACAUUAUUGUUUCUUUCAGUAAUGUUACCUCGAUCAACUGACUUAUAAGCAUUAAAUAUGAAUAAAAAAUAUUUCAAUAUCAGUAUAAAAAUAUAUUAAUCAAUAUAAAUAACUUUACCUUGUAUUUCCUUAUUAUGUUUUUGGAGAGAAAUAUAUAAUGCUGAUGGGGAGGCAGAAGUUCAAGGGCUUUUUGGGGGUUGUAGCUGGUUUACUGCAAAGAUUUACUGAGGGUUUAUUUGCCAUAUAAAUAAUGUAAGCUCAGAAAUGACUGUGAUCCAUGUGCCAUAACUUACUAAAUGAUUCUGACUGACAACU
This is a messenger RNA of Xenopus tropicalis (tropical clawed frog), 1354 nucleotides long. It is a transcript of the gene hoga1, whose product is annotated as 4-hydroxy-2-oxoglutarate aldolase 1. NCBI's taxonomy places the organism in Eukaryota, Metazoa, Chordata, Amphibia, Anura, Pipidae. The record is from RefSeq and is marked provisional. Gene Ontology annotation, cellular component: mitochondrion. Gene Ontology annotation, molecular function: (4S)-4-hydroxy-2-oxoglutarate aldolase activity; lyase activity; (R,S)-4-hydroxy-2-oxoglutarate aldolase activity.